AUGGCGUCGUUCCUCGAACAUACCUACAGCUUGGUCCACUUGGACAAUGCUGCCGACCAACCGACUGUGCAGGAGCUCAAGUUGCAGCUUGAGAAAGGCAACGAUGAAACCAAGUUGGAAACCAUGCGGACAAUUAUCACCAUCAUGCUCAAUGGGGAUCCCAUGCCGCAAAUCUUAAUGCACAUUAUUCGCUUUGUGAUGCCCUCGAAAAGCAAGGCUUUGAAAAAGCUGCUUUAUUUCUUCUAUGAAAUCUGCCCGAAGCACGACUCCACCGGCAAGCUGAAGCAGGAGAUGAUCUUGGUCUGCAACGGCAUUCGCAAUGAUCUUCAGCAUCCCAACGAAUACAUUCGCGGAAACACCUUGCGAUUCCUUAGCAAACUGCGCGAACCCGAACUUAUCGAGCCCCUCCUCUCCUCCGCACGCUCGUGUCUGGAGCACCGUCACGCCUAUGUCCGAAAGAACGCUGUCUGGGCUGUGUCUUCAAUCUUCCAGCACUCCGAGCCCCUCAUCCCUGACGCCCCGGAACUGCUUCAGACCUUCCUUGAGUCGGAGACGGACAGCACCUGCAAGCGCAAUGCGUUCGCGGCGCUUAUGUCCAUCAGUCACCAGAAGGCACUCGAAUACCUGCGCACCACAUUCGACACAAUCCCCAAUACCGAUGAGCUCCUUCAAUUAGCAGAGUUGGAGUUCCUUCGUAAGGACGCAGUACAGAACACCCAAAAUAAGGUUAGCAGUUCCCGAUACCUCAAACUCAUGCUCGAGCUUCUCGAUGCGUCUACAAGCACUGUCGUUUACGAAGCCGCGACGUCUCUCACCGCACUCACUAGCAACCCCGUUGCUGUCAAGGCUGCCGCAGGCAAGCUGAUUGAGCUUGCCAUCCGCGAAGCCGAUAACAAUGUGAAGCUCAUUUGUCUCGAGCGUGUCAACCAGCUCCGGAUCCGCAACGAGGGUGUGCUGGAUGAUUUGACCAUGGAGGCCCUGCGCGUCCUUAACAGCCCAGAUAUUGAUGUUCGGAGAAAGGCUCUUAACCUUGCCAUGGAGAUGGUCUCGAGCAAGAAUGUGGAAGAAAUCAUCAUGCUGCUCAAGAAGGAGCUUGCCAAGACCGUUGACGAACAAUAUGAACAGAACAGCGAGUACCGUCAAUUGCUAGUGCAGUCAAUACACUCCUGCGCCAUCAAGUUCUCUGAAAUUGCCGCAAGCGUGGUUGAUCUUUUGAUGGACUUCAUCGCCGACUUCAAUAAUAACUCCGCCGUUGACGUGAUCUCAUUUGUUAAGGAGGUCGUGGAGAAAUUCCCUGAUCUGCGUGGAUCAAUCGUCGCACGCCUCGUCUCGACUCUGAGCGAAGUUCGCGCCGGAAAGGUCUACCGUGGAGUCCUCUGGGUCGUUGGAGAAUACUCUCUGGAGGAGAAGGAUAUUCGGGAUGCGUGGAAGACAAUCAGAGCUAGCCUUGGUGAAAUUCCCAUCUUGGCAUCUGAGCAGCGCCUGCUGGAUGAGGUUCCAGAUGACAACGCCUUGCUUCUGGAGCAGGCCAACGGCCAAUCAAAGGCUGCUCCCACCGGAUCCCGGAAGGUGCUUGCAGACGGCACAUAUGCCACUGAAAGCGCCCUGACCAGUCAGUCAGCCGCCGCCGCUCGCCUUGAGGCCGUCAAGGCCGCACAGAAGCCCCCAUUGCGCCAGCUUAUCUUGGAUGGCGACUACUACCUGGCGACAGUCCUUUCUUCAACACUGACUAAACUGGUCAUGCGCCACUCCGAGGUGUCUGAGGAUAUUGCUCGCACCAACGCCCUCCGUGCCGAGGCCAUGCUCAUCAUGAUCUCGAUCAUGCGGGUUGGCCAGUCUCCCUUCGUCAAGGCCCCCAUUGACGAAGACUCUGUGGAUCGCAUCAUGACAUGUGUGCGCUCUCUGGCUGAAUUCUCGGAGAAGAAGGAGCUCGAAGCCACUUUCUUGCAAGAUACCCGCAAGGCCUUCCGGGCUAUGGUGCAGGUUGAAGACAAGAAACGCGCUGCCAAGGAGGCCGUGGAGAAGGCGAAGACUGCUGUGCAAAUCGACGAUGCCAUCCCUAUCCGCCAGUUCACAAAGAAGAACACCGUUGAGGGAGCGGAAGAGAUAGAGUUGGAUCUCGUUAAGGCUACCGGCGGUGAUUCGACUGUGGAGAACGUCUCUUCCAAGCUCAGCCGUGUGGUUCAAUUGACCGGUUUCUCCGAUUCUGUCUACGCGGAAGCCUACGUUACUGUCCACCAGUUCGAUAUCGUUCUUGAUGUCCUCCUGGUCAACCAGACCACCGACACUCUUCAGAACUUGUGUGUAGAGUUCGCAACUCUGGGAGACCUGAAGGUCGUGGAGCGUCCAUCUACCAACAACUUGGGACCCAGGGACUUCUUGAACGUCCAGGCAACCAUAAAGGUGUCUUCUACCGACACUGGUGUCAUCUUCGGUAACAUCGUCUAUGAUGGUGCUAGCUCAACCGAGACCCAUGUGGUCAUUCUUAACGAUAUCCAUGCCGACAUCAUGGACUACAUUCAGCCUGCACACUGCACCGAGACACAGUUCCGGACCAUGUGGACAGAGUUUGAGUGGGAGAACAAGGUCAACAUCAACUCCAAGGCCAAGAACCUUCGCGAGUUCCUCAAACAGCUGAUGGAGGCCACCAACAUGGGUUGUUUGACGCCUGAGGCUUCACUCAAGGGUGAUUGCCGCUUCCUCAGCGCAAAUCUGUAUGCUCGCAGUGUUUUCGGUGAGGACGCACUGGCAAACUUGAGUAUCGAAAAGGAGGGAGAUGAUGGUCCAAUCACUGGAUUUGUUCGCAUCAGAAGUCGCUCGCAGGGUCUGGCACUGAGCUUGGGCUCUCUGAAGGGCCUCAAGGCGGCGGCUGCCUAA
Penicillium brevicompactum is the source of this 2877-nucleotide messenger RNA. Its product is annotated as coatomer subunit beta. The record is from RefSeq and is a predicted model, not a curated record. Bases 1 to 2877 code for a protein of 958 amino acids. Gene Ontology annotation, cellular component: cytoplasm; COPI vesicle coat. Lineage: Eukaryota; Fungi; Ascomycota; Eurotiomycetes; Eurotiales; Aspergillaceae. The transcript is spliced from 5 exons. Gene Ontology annotation, biological process: intra-Golgi vesicle-mediated transport; intracellular protein transport; endoplasmic reticulum to Golgi vesicle-mediated transport. Gene Ontology annotation, molecular function: structural molecule activity.